AUGGCUCAGAACUGGACUCUGCGGGAGAUCGCCUGUGCUGCGGGGCUGCUCGUGCUCUCUGCUGGUGCGGGUUACUGCGUUUACCGCCGCUUACGGAGAGGAAGCGUUCCUCCUGAACACACUCAGCCUCCUCAAGAGCCCGAGAAUGUGCUGGGAGACACUGAAGAUACUCCCUCUGUCCUCCAGUCAGUGGACAUUAGGAGAUACUUCCUCGACAUGAUAAGGGGUCCAGAGCAUUGGUUCUGCUGGUUUAAAACCACCCAAACCUGCUACUUGGAUCAGGAGGGAUUCUCUUAUCAUGUCAACACCGAGGAUUGUUUCACUGGCAUACAGUGUGUAUCUGGGAGGGUUACAGAAUUCAUUUCCUGUCACCGCAUGGAGACUGUCACCUUGCCACUUGAGGACUAUGUGCAACCCUUGAAAAAGGUGACCUGCACAUACCUGUUUGUGGGAGCAGAUGGUCAGAGUGAUGCAGAGAGUGAAUCGGACUCUGAGGAGAAAGAGGAGAGCCCUAACUUUUUGGAGUUGGAGGUGCCCUUUAUUAGCUCCCAUCUUUUAGAGAGAGGGGUUACUGAUAUCGGCCUGAAGCUGUGUGCUCUCCGUGAGGCGUUCUCUACUCUGCUCGCCAGCAUCCAAAACCUGAACUUCCUGUUUGUGGUGGGAAAGAAGAUCGUGAUGCGUCUGGCAGCAGCUAACAAGCAGGAUGUGGUUGGUGGGCAGCUGGCCUAUGCGUCACUGAUUCAAUUCCUGAAAAGUCCAUCUAAUCAGGAAUCAAUUGUGACGGAGCUCUUUGAGGCCCAGCUCCACCAUUACAACUUCGUGGACGUGUUUUAUGAGCUGCUUCUCUUCGGCUACGUCAUGAACGACUCAGCUCCUGAGGCAUGUGAGGGAGGAUUCUUGGAGAGCCUGUAUGCGUUUAUCAGCAUGUGGAAUCCGGACGUGUGGGAGCCUGCGGCAGAGCUGUACUUCACAAUGCUUAUUGAUCAGCUGACAGUGCAUUGUGAAGUAUUGUUUUCUCAGCCCCUGGAGCUCUACAGCGACCCAGCAGCAUUAGCCGUUUCGCAGCUCCUCUGGCAGCAUGUCCCACUGAUGAUGGACACAUUGGAGAAGCUCUGAGCAAUGUCCUUCUGUCUACCCUCUACCUGAUCAAACACUUUCUUGCUAUAAUUAGACCUCUAGAAUUAAUCUUUUCUUCCUCUGUUGCACUUCAUAUUUGUUCUUUUCCAUCACUGCUUUUCCCUUCAUUGCUCAAGCUCUCCACCAGUAAGUAUAAAUUAAUUUUGUUCUUUUUGAUUAACUCAAUAUUUAAAAAAAAAAUCUCUUCUUCAUUAACAGGUCUGCACAGAGAACCCAGGACUGAAGACCAGUGUAUCAUCCCUCGGCACUCUAUCCCUCAGCACUCUAUCCCUCAGCGCUCUAUCCCUAUACCAUCACUCUAUUCCUUUUAGUAGCCUAAGGAUCUUGUAUAGAUGACUGCUGUAAAUAAAAUAGUUUGUAAAUAGUUGUUAUAUAUUGUGUAUAUAUAUAUUUUUGUUUAUAUAGUUUGCUUAAUUGAUAAAAGUUUUCAUCUGCUCCUA
This is a messenger RNA of Ictalurus furcatus (blue catfish), 1577 nucleotides long. RefSeq lists its product as uncharacterized. Bases 1 to 1116 code for a protein of 371 amino acids. NCBI's taxonomy places the organism in Eukaryota, Metazoa, Chordata, Actinopteri, Siluriformes, Ictaluridae. Gene Ontology annotation, biological process: mitochondrial fusion. The record is from RefSeq and is a predicted model, not a curated record. The transcript has 15 exons.